Messenger RNA from Heterobilharzia americana, 993 nucleotides. The record is from the annotation of a GenBank genome assembly. NCBI's taxonomy places the organism in Eukaryota, Metazoa, Platyhelminthes, Trematoda, Strigeidida, Schistosomatidae.
AUGGCCGGAAGUUUGGGAUUUAAUACUGAUUUAUCGGAUUCACAUUUAUGCCCAACUUUAUUACCUUCACCAAAUUUUAAUGCUGAAGAAGAUUGUGAAAGAUUACGAAAAGCAAUGGCUGGUUUAGGUACAAAGGAAAAAGAAUUAAUCGAGGUGAUGGGUCAUCGAUCUUCAGAGCAACGUCAACUUAUCGUAUCAAAGUAUCGUUCUUCAUAUGGGAAAGAAUUACUUUCCAAGUUGAAAUCAGAAAUUAGCGGACAUUUUUAUGACACUAUGGAAGCAUUAUGUUAUAGUCCAGCAGAAUUUGAUGCUCAUGAAUUGUAUAAAGCUAUGAAAGGUGCUGGUACAGAUGAAUCAGCAAUAAUUGAAAUUCUCUGUUCCCGUUCAAAUCAUCAGUUACAGCAAAUUAAAGAAGCUUAUGGACGUUUGUUUUCUGGACAUAAUCUUGAAAAAGAUAUUGCCAGUGAUACUUCUGGAGACUUUAAACACUUAUGUAUUGCACUUCUACAAGCAAGUAGAGAUGAAUGUACAAUUGUUGAUACACAACGUGCACGUAAAGAUGCUGAGGAAUUAUAUAAAGCAGGUGAAUUAAAAUGGGGAACGGAUGAAUCAAAGUUCAUUCAAAUCUUCGUCUCAAGAUCUUAUCCACAUUUGAAAGCAGUAUUCAAUGAAUAUCGCUGUAUAGCAAAUAAUGGUAUAGAGGAUGCUUUGAGAUCAGAGAUGCAUGGUAGUAUACUUGAGGCAUUUAUUGCGCUUGUUCGUUGCACCGUCAAUACACCAUUGUUCUUUGCUGAGAAACUGAAGCGUUCUAUGAAAGGAAUUGGAACUGAUGAUAGAACACUAAUUCGUAUCAUAGUCUCUCGUUGUCAAGUAGAUAUGGGCUUGAUUAAAAGAGAAUUUCAUACAUUAACUGGUAAAUCAUUGGAAUCUUGGAUUGAGGGUGAUACAAGUGGAGAUUAUCGUCAAUUGUUAUUGGCACUUGUUAGUGGUUAA